Sclerotinia trifoliorum is the source of this 2278-nucleotide messenger RNA. NCBI's taxonomy places the organism in Eukaryota, Fungi, Ascomycota, Leotiomycetes, Helotiales, Sclerotiniaceae. The record is from the annotation of a GenBank genome assembly.
GGUACAUUCCACCGUCAUGUGAAAUCUUUUCCAUGGCCUUUCCAGCGGUUGAUAGUCUAUUCAAGAAUGGCCUUUUGGUGGAUGAGAUAGAUAUCUCGUUCAUCUGGCACUCAACAAGCUCCAGGUCGGCACCUCUGAUAUCUCUAUAGGAGCUCAUGCCAUUCUAUCAAGCAGUACCAGUAGCAGAACUAUUCCACGAUCGCCUGGAUUUUGACAGUGAUGAUUAUGAUCUGCACAAAUGCCAUUCCUUCAAAGCCGUGCUGUAUUCCGUUCAACCGCAAAAAUUAUUUCAUCCGCAUUCCAUAUAUAAUCGCGUCAACGCCCAGCAUUCCAUGAUCAUGGAACUUUGUAAAACCUCUGAUAUCUGCCGUUUCCUCUUUAUUUAUUUUUUCGCAAAAAGUAAUCCUCACCAUUGAUCGAUACUGAGCAAUAUACAAGAUGGCGUGCUGUCCUGUAAAUGCUUGUUAUCUUGCCGUAGCGACCAUAGCAGCAGCGCAGUGUCCGUUACUCAGGACUGUGGGCUCCCCUUUGCUCAACGGACUUGCCAGUGGUGUUUGUGCUGUGCUUGGAGGUUCUGGUGCUGUCGCAAAUGCUUGCGACUGUCUUAUCGGCACUAAUGCCCCAGGUGGAUGUGGUUCUGGAUGUAGCGGUACAGCCGGUCUCGGCAUAGGAUAUGCUCUCUACUCACCUCUUUCCGGUCUCUUGGGUGGAGUAGCAAAACUUGCAGGAGAAUCUGUAUGCCCAGGGACUACUGGAUACUAUUGUCCGUCUGGCCAAACUUGCAUAACAGGAACAGUAUCUGCGCCUUAUUGUUGCAAUGGUAGUAUGUUCUUUCCGACUGAAUUUCUAUUUCUUGAAUCUAACAUGAUCAAGGCACCGAUUGCUUUAAUCAGCUUAAUGCAUGCGCAGAUAGAUCAUGGGACCAAUAUCGCGUCACGAUCGGUGGCUUCAACAGCGAUUUCUGCUGUGGUAAUGGAACAAUUGGUGUAUACCGGAGCUCUAAUGCCGAUAGAGUUGGUAUCUGUGCGACGGCUCUUCCUGCAAUGUAUACCACUGCCAGUACUGUAACAUCGGGAGGUUGUUACUCCAGUACUGCUACCUCUAUUAUUGUUACACGAAGCACGAGUUCAAGCUCAAGUAUCUCUACAUCUCACUCAUCACUCAUCGGUCGUUCUUUAACAACAACUACAUCAGUAUCUACCUCGACUUCGACACGUGUAUCUUCUAAUUCUAAUUCGGUAUCUCACACGCUAUCUUCAACUGUCUCAGAAAGUACUUCAUCGACGAGCACAUCAUCUUCUAGCUCUGCUUCAACCAGUUUGUCUUCCGGGUCGUCCUCGUCCAGUAGUUCGAUAUUUUCAUCAAUUUCUUCAUCGACUAUAACUGCGAGUUCUUCAACCAUUGUGAACCAAAGCCCAUCCACCUCCAGCACGUCGACGGUAUCUUUCUCGUCUUUCACCUCUUUGGCGGGGGUGUCGCCAUCACUAUCACUAUCACAAUCUUCAUCAUCUAGUUCCAGUUCCUCAUCCCCCUUGAAAUUAUCCACGAGCACCGACCUUUCGACCUCUCUAUCGAACCAACAGGGAUCGAGCUCAGUUUCCACAAAAUCCUUGGAUACUACCACAUCCUCCUCUUUCAUUCCUUCAUAUGUACCUUCCGGCUCGAAUCCAGUUCAAACUUUCGACAGUACCUCGCUAUCAUCCUCCCAAUCUCUCCUAUUCUCUAGCCCUUCCUUCCUCUCCGAACUCCUCCCCACCCUCAUUAUCUCAGCAACAACCAGCAUCCUCCCCUCCCGCCUCUCCGAAGAAUCCUCAUCUUCAAUCGCCGUAGCCGUCUCCUCAAUCGUCAUACCAGCAACUAGUAUCUACUCAAUCUCAAAAUCUACAUCUUCAAAAUUUUCAGCCGUAAUGAGUAGUUUGCUUUUAUCAUCAACUUUUAUAGGACCUGUUACCGCUCAAUCUUCAACGAUUGGUGAAGCGGAAUCGACUAAUAGUACGACUACGGCGCUGCCCCUGGAGACUCUUUCUGAACCUUGUGAGGCUAGUAUGUGUUUGUUUAGUCGUGUUGUUCCUACUUCUCGUGAACUUUGAUUUUCUUUAUCUCGGGGAAUGUUGAGCUUUUGUCAGGAAGAAGCGGAGUAGGGUUGAUAGGGCUGGAGCUGAAAACUGUGUGCUGUAUUGGGCUUCGUGUGUGUUUCUCCAAUCUAUAUUCUUGCUCUCUGAAAUAAUUUCUUUCCUUUUGUCUUCUUGGAGUUUUUAUUAGAUAUAUAAAUUCAAAC